AUGUCGCUCGAUAAUAUUGUUGCUACUCUUCAAAGUCUCUCCGAAGAGCCUAAUAAAUUAAGUGAGGAGGAGGAGGCCAAUUUAUACGUAUAUCUUACUGACAAGAAUACUAAAUUAGCUUACGUAGAAAAAUUACUUAAUCUCUGCAAGACAAAUAACGCUAAGCUUGUAUUCUUGAAAGGACUAUCGAAGAAGUCUGUUUCUGUCGCACAAUUGCUUUCGGAUAUACUUCUGAUUGAAUAUUGGAUGGCAAUAGAGAGUAUAGCAAUGUAUAAAGAGGAUUUGUUUGUCAAGCUGCCUAAUGGCGUCUAUAUGUUAGGAGAACCAGACGGACCUUCAGCUCUGUUUGUCCGAAAUUAUUACCAUGAUCUGGCAACUGUCGUCCUUGAUAGUACUAUAAGAAUACGAAUCACCGUUAACAGUUAUAUUGUUUAG
This is a messenger RNA of Funneliformis mosseae, 435 nucleotides long. The record is from the annotation of a GenBank genome assembly. Lineage: Eukaryota; Fungi; Glomeromycota; Glomeromycetes; Glomerales; Glomeraceae.